This is a messenger RNA of Cryptomeria japonica (Japanese cedar), 1272 nucleotides long. RefSeq names its product formin-like protein 20. Lineage: Eukaryota; Viridiplantae; Streptophyta; Pinopsida; Cupressales; Cupressaceae. The record is from RefSeq and is a predicted model, not a curated record. Bases 1 to 1272 code for a protein of 423 amino acids. The transcript has a single exon.
AUGAAGAUACAAAUAACCUUGAUAUCCGCCAGUGAUAUAUGGAAUGUGGACAUUUUCCACGAUUCGAAGGUUUAUGCGGUGGCGUGGAUUGAAGAUGGAUCGCGACCCGCAAAGCAAAAAACUACGGCCAAAGAGUUCGAUACAAACCCUAGCUGGAACAAGCUAAUGUGUUUCAUAGUGGAGGAGAAGGCGCUCGAGCUGGACUGCCUCUGCUUAAAACUGGAGCUCAGAAUAAAAGAGACAACCCGCAGCAAGGAGGAGACAACCGGCAGGAAGAAAGCACGCAGAAUGAUCAGAAUGAAGGAGACAACCGGCGGCAAGAAAGUAGGCGACGUGUCCAUCCCCAUUAAAUUCCUUGCCAAGUCGAAGAACGGCCGCCUAGAUUUCUGGAGUUUCUGGGUGCGCAAUCCCUCUGGGAAUGUCACAGGGAAGCUCAACCUGGCAUUCGAAGUUAUAAAGCCGGAGUCCGAGUCAAUUGCCAAAGAAAGCGCCGCUCCACAACGCAAGAAAAAGAAAAGGAAAAAGGUGCCCCUGAUCAAGCCAGAGCCCGAAUCAAAUGCCAAAGAGAUUGACGCUCCACAAGGCAAGAACAAUAAAAGGAACAAGGUGCCCGUGAUCAAGCCAGAGCCCAAAUCAAAUGCCAAAGAGAGCGCCGCUCCACAACGCAAGAAAAAGAAAAGGAAAAGGCACAGGGUGCCCCUGAUCAAGUCAGAGCCCAAUUCAAAUGCCAAAGAGAGCGCCGCCCCAAAGCGUAAAAAAAGGAAGAAGGUGCACCUGACCACCUCUUCAGAAUUCGCGCCACCCACUAUCGAUCCCCCGCCUCUGCCGCUUCUGCCUCAUCCUGAUGUGGGCUAUCCCCAAUAUCCUCUGCAACAGCCCAACUCUCAUCAGGGUGGCACUGGGUACACUCCCUCCUCUGGUUACCCUUCAUACCCACCAGACUAUUCUCAGCAGGCUGCUUACCCUUCACAACCAAUAGAAUAUCCUCAGCAGGCUGGUUCCCAUCCAUACCCACCAGACUAUACUCAGCAGGCUGCUUACCCUUACCCUCCCUACACACCAUACACACCACCAGACUAUCCUCACCAGGCUGGUUACCCUUACGCUCCCUACCCACCAUACACGCCACAGGCCGCUGCCCCUCCGCCGCCUCCGCCUCUGUCUCAUGCGGGCUAUCCACAAUACCCUACACCAGGCGAGCAGUAUCCUCUGCCGCAGCCUUAUCCUCAGCAGGGUGGAUUCACUGCCAAUUCUGGUUACACGGGGUGGUAA